CGAAGAUCUGGCGGAGGGAAAACGCGGGGGCUAGGUGCUGCUGCAGCCGUGUGAGAAGAGAGGAGUCAUUAGUUGGUGCUAUCGGAGCCAAGAGAGACAUGGAUACAGCCGGAGCGGUUGAGGAUCCAGCCCAGCGAUCAUCUGGCCAGCAGCCGCAGCAGCAGCAGUGGGACCGCUUCGAGGUGGUCCUGUCGAAGCCGUCCGGUAGCCAGAAACUUGGAAUGGUCCUGAAACAUGCUCAGGUAUGUGGAGAAGAGCGCCUCAAGAGAGGGGCCUAUCUCGCCGGUCUGGCGGAGGGCCCGAGCCUGGCGCAAGACCUUGGCCUCUCACCAAAGGACAGGCUUAUCCUCGUUGAAGGGUUGGACGUCAAGACGCUGCCGUUCGACCGCAUCGGUGAGAGAAGAGCGACAGACAGCAGUCGCACGCGCGUCUACGGUAUUGGAGGAGGUUUUUAA
Ectocarpus sp. CCAP 1310/34 is the source of this 455-nucleotide messenger RNA. The record is from the annotation of a GenBank genome assembly. Lineage: Eukaryota; Phaeophyceae; Ectocarpales; Ectocarpaceae.